Messenger RNA from Prunus armeniaca (apricot), 246 nucleotides. Lineage: Eukaryota; Viridiplantae; Streptophyta; Magnoliopsida; Rosales; Rosaceae. The record is from the annotation of a GenBank genome assembly.
AUGUUUGGGUGUGGUCUCCAAUUCCAAUUCCAAGCCAAGUCAAGUGGUCUCAAUUCCAAGCAAAGUCAAGGAGACCCAAUUUCAAGCGAAGUCAAAUGGUCUCUAUCUCAACUCAAGUCAACUAAGACUCAACUUCACAAGGAAGUUUGUAUUCUCUUAUCACUCACUUGCGUGGUCCAAAAACAGCCGGGUCAAGUUCCUUGUCAACCGGGUCAAGCUCCUUUUCUGCCGGGUCAAGAAGCUUAA